This is a messenger RNA of Talaromyces amestolkiae, 1482 nucleotides long. RefSeq lists its product as uncharacterized. Bases 1 to 1482 code for a protein of 493 amino acids. Lineage: Eukaryota; Fungi; Ascomycota; Eurotiomycetes; Eurotiales; Trichocomaceae. The transcript has a single exon. The record is from RefSeq and is a predicted model, not a curated record.
AUGGCCAACCCUCGACUCCUUCUCGACAUUGACGAUGCAUUAGUAUCGGACUUGAACCCGGCGCGCACCGACACGGAAGGUCUAGACUAUGAGCGCUGCGCAAGACUGCACAAUUAUCUAGUGGCCUACGGCUGGAUGGCAUAUCACCAGCGCAGUCCUGAAGAUCUCGACGAGUUGUUAGCCCGUCCUAAGUACUUUGAGCGUCAGCAUGAUGACUCAGAAAUCUCGCGUGGCCGUUUGGACGCCGGACUGAUAUCUUACCUAGAGUCCAUCAUCAUGCCGGUGCCGAAUGAGGGGCUUUCCUACUGGGUCGCGGAUGUGGCAGUCAUACCCGCGGAUGAACUCUUCUUCAUUGAAGAAAACAGCUUGGACAACAAAGAGCGAUUCGUCAUUCUCUACGGCUCUUGGUCUGAGCAUGGGGGGCACAGCGUGGGUCUGGUUUACGACCAGCAGCGUCAUCAAGUAGCCAUGACACUUUGCCAAGAGAAUAUUGAGAGUGUAAGCCCUGUUGAUGAGCAUCUCGAUAUGUGGUUUCCGCUAGAGACCAUGCUUACCAAUUGGAUUUACAUGCUACGAAUUGGGAAGGUUACUGCCGGUCCGCAGAGGGUGUGGGAUGAUGACGGCCGUUCAGGGACCUCGGCUGCUGAUCAACUUGGGCCGUGGAUGUGGCAGCCUUAUAGUCUCGCGCAGGUUGACAGUGCCGUUGCGGCGAUUGAGAAGCUUUCGGCCGCCAUCGAAGCGAGAAUGCCGUCUGAUUCAUUGUUAACUAUCACACCCGACACACCACUAUUGGCCCAUGCAGAUCUUGACGCAGCAUCCGUCCCACGGGAUUGCUUCAUCCGCUCUGUUCUGACCAAAGUCAGGACUCCACGCUUCAGACACAUCGCACCUGGUCUAGAAGUACCGCAUGACGCUACCAAAUUCGUAGCUCAGCAACAGUUUACAGCCCUUCAAGCAGCUCGUAAUGAAGAAGGUGACGAAAUCAUCCCAUCUGUCCUCAUCUUCGCAGCUACAGAUAAACGGCGAACCGUCGGAUUCAACAAGGAGAUUCGUCGCACAUUCGUGACCGCCAACGAUCUACAGCCCAACGUCCCAUACAAAGAUGGACAACCUAUCCUAGCAGGAUUGUACAGUGAACUUAUCCGCCGAGGUGAUGGCGACAUUGCCGAAGAAGGAUUCCGACUGUUACUGCCGUUUGGUCUGAGAUCAAAUUUUAACGAGGAUCAAUACGCAGUCAGGCGGAGUGACGGAAGUCUCGUAGACGCAGGAUCACACACCCAGCUUUUCCAAUUUGGAGCGUUCCAUCCGUUUGGAGGGGAAUGGCGGGCUCAGAGAUUGGAGAAGUUGAUGGACCGGUGGCGUGAGCUUGUGGAGAAUGGGAUUUGGAGUGUUGGCAGCGACGGAGUGCAGGGGAGUAUAGAUGUAUUCGCGGAUGCAGAAGUGGGUGCUUGGAGGGAUUAUUGGAUUGAGCCUGAAUGGUAA